Molecule: messenger RNA, 957 nt
Organism: Ambispora gerdemannii
Lineage: Eukaryota; Fungi; Glomeromycota; Glomeromycetes; Archaeosporales; Ambisporaceae
Source: the annotation of a GenBank genome assembly
AUGCCCUUGACACUCCCUACAUUCGCACAAUCAUUGUUUCAAGCACUUGCUGUUUGGUUGAUUACCAGCUUUGUAUCUGUCCCAAUAUCGUUCUUUUUAGCUUUUUGGGAUUUUCCAAAAGCAGCCUAUAAUAUAUUCUUUGCUGAACAACCUAAUGUAAUAUUUAUCACGGGUGCGAGUUCGGGCAUUGGUGAAGCGAUUGCCGUCAACUAUGCAAGAAAAGGCGUCACAUUAGGACUUUUAGCUCGCAAUGAAGAACGCCUUCGUCGGGUUGCACAAAAAUGCGAGAACAAAGGUGCAAAUGUAGCAAUAUAUAUAUGUGAUAUCAUUAAUAUCAAACAAUUAAUUCAAAUUUUGGAUGAUUUUGAUGCAAAACAUCCGAUUGAUUUGAUCAUUGCAAAUGCGGCAAUCGCGGGUGCUACAAGAGAAAGUCGAGAAAAUAAAUGGGAAGAUUACUGGGAUAAAAUAAUUGAAGUGAACUUGAAGGGUACUCUAGCAACCGUUAUGACCGUUUACAAGAAGAUGCAACGGCGUAGAAAAGGCCAAAUUGCUAUCAACUCUUCGAUUGCAGGGUAUUAUGCGAUACCGCAGAUGUGCUAUUAUAGCGCGACAAAAGCUGCCUUAAACUCGUUUGGUCGUGAUCUACGAUAUUUGGGUUACACUCAUAACAUAAAGGUCUCGGUAAUUACACCUGGUUUAAUUGGCUCACGAAUGACACAAGAUCCUAAAGCACCAUUGCCUUUUCCCGGUUGGCUUAUCGCUAGCCCUGAAAAGUUGGCAAAAAUUGUAGAGUGGGGAUUACGUCAAGAUAUUUCAGUUAUUGCAUGGCCAUUUUGGGAGUUCUUGCCGUCAUAUGUUAGCGUAACGCUUCCCCUGAGAAUUGCAGAGCUCAACACUAUUCUUAUAGGUCUAUUGUGGAGCUUGGUUUCUGUAGAUGUCAAUAGACCGAUUACUUGA